Messenger RNA from Leptosia nina, 528 nucleotides. The record is from the annotation of a GenBank genome assembly. Lineage: Eukaryota; Metazoa; Arthropoda; Insecta; Lepidoptera; Pieridae.
AUGUUUCGCUGCUCUCUUCCAAUUGUUCGUGGUCUUCGACAAGUUUUAACACCAUAUUAUAAUGUGUGUAAGACUAUUGCAAAUGUGAGCAAGAAUCACUCUACCGUUGUCAACAACCGCUGUAGCAUUUACAAUAUUGGUAUAGCGCAAACACCUUUAGUACAAAGUACACAAAUACUGGAUAUAUGUAAUAAAAUAGAAGCUCUGCCUAUUCGGAGUGUGACAAAAUUUAGUAAAAAAGGUAAAAGGAAAACUGUGAAGGCCGUCAUAGAUAGGUUCUUUAGAUUGCACUGGGGUGGUUGGAUAAGGACAAAAGUUGGGAGACACAAAAAAAUUUGGAAGAAAUCACAGCCACAACGAAGACGCUUGAGACAACACGUAUUCUGUAAUUCAACACAAUCAACGCUGCUAGAUAAAAUGGUAACCAAAUUCUGGAAGAAACCUAAAUAUUAUGUAGAAGAUCCAUAUGCUCCUUAUCACACAAGAGAAGAAUUUUACAUUACUCGUAAAAAACCAAUGAAUCAUUAA